This is a messenger RNA of Magallana angulata, 768 nucleotides long. Its product is annotated as mitochondrial inner membrane protease ATP23 homolog. Gene Ontology annotation, biological process: mitochondrial proton-transporting ATP synthase complex assembly; mitochondrial protein processing. Gene Ontology annotation, cellular component: extrinsic component of mitochondrial inner membrane. The coding region runs from base 9 to 752 and encodes 247 amino acids. Gene Ontology annotation, molecular function: metalloendopeptidase activity. The record is from RefSeq and is a predicted model, not a curated record. Lineage: Eukaryota; Metazoa; Mollusca; Bivalvia; Ostreida; Ostreidae. The transcript has 6 exons.
GAAUAAAAAUGAAGGACGAGUCCGAUGAAAAUACGAAAAAAAAUCAUAGAUUGCAAGAGACAUUUGAGGAAGAUUUUGGAUAUCCUCUCUAUCCAGAGCGGAAAAAUCCAGAAUUGUACAAAGAAUACUCUGCACUAGGCUGGAGAUGUGUGAAAGUGAUAGAAAAGAGGGUCGUAAAAUGUUUUACACAUUGUCCAGAAUUACGGAUAUUACACCAAGCACUUAGGGAUCAUGGAUGUGAUUUCAACUUAAGAAGAAAUAUAUCAGUUGAGAAAUGUGAGAAAAAAGUCAGUGGGGGAUAUGAUCCAAACACAAACCAGAUUGUGCUGUGCUACAGCAACAUUCCCGUCUCGGCGACGUGUAAACUGCUGUUCCAUGAAAUGACGCACGCCUUUGAUGACUGUCGGGCCAAAGUAGACUUCACAAAGAUAGAGCACCUUGCUUGUACAGAGAUUCGUGCGGCGGCUUUUGCAGACUGUGGGGUACUAAGUGGUUUCCUUAACAACGCUGGCUUCGACAUUACAGACAAACAUAAGGAGUGUGUGAAGAAGCACGCCUUGAGGUCUAUUGUGACGGCACGGAACAUUACGGAGGAGAAGGGGAGACAAGUCAUAGACAGUGUGUUUGAUAAGUGUUACAAUGACGUCGCUCCAUUCGAGUCACAGAAACUCUCCGAGGGCGAUUACUAUAAUAAGUAUAUCCGAAUGACAAAGAAACCGGAGACACUUAUACCUAAGUUUAGAUUAUUUUAAUAAAUUAUUUUUGUAU